Molecule: messenger RNA, 6008 nt
Organism: Spodoptera litura
Lineage: Eukaryota; Metazoa; Arthropoda; Insecta; Lepidoptera; Noctuidae
Biological process (GO): cell-cell junction organization
Cellular component (GO): plasma membrane; apical junction complex
Source: RefSeq, a predicted model, not a curated record
UUCCCCGCCGCGCGCGCGCGUCUCAGUGAAAGGACAAGUACACCUGCCCGUGCACAGCCGCACAACCAACCGUUAUCGCCCUAAAUGACCAACUAAUGGACGAACGAAGAGGUAGUCCAUGCAUGAUUGUGCUAACAGUGUGAACUAGCUGGUGGAGUGCAGUGUAGUGUUGAUGUCCAAAUGGAGGAGGUCCGAAUUUCGGAUUGGCCCGAGCCACCGGGCUCCCAUGCAUGGCUCCCUGCUUAUGGUUUCCAGCAUGACUUAAUGGAUAAGGAUGACUAUUUUGGCACCAACGGUGACAAUGGCAGCACUCACGCUUUAUACCUCGAAACCAUAGUCGAGGAAACGAGUGAUGAUUUGCGCUCUGAACGUUCCUCUGCCGCAACAUGGCUCUCAGAUUCAGAUGCAGAUUCUGUCAUUCAUGUGCGAGGGACUCAAGCAGGGUCGGAGUGCGACAGCGAGUCGGAGCGCGAGUGGGCGUGCCCGGCGAAGCGCAGGCGGCGCGAGCGCGCCACCUCGCCCGCCAGCUCGGGCUCGCUAUCGCGUUCCUCCAGCCUCGCGCAGUUCGAAUCCCUGGAGAGAUCGUGUGCAGCACCCGCCUCACCGAGCCUCUCGCCCGACUCCCUGGAGUCACCUCCGCCUUCCCCACCGCCAACACGUGUUCCAGCACCACGCACCCAUCUGUCUGCCGAGAACCUCAGCGAAGACAGCGGCUACAGUGAACGGUCGCGGCGGCCGCCCCCGCCUGCAGUGUGCCGCCCGCCCGAAAUAGCGCACCGCUCGGCCGCCGGCAGCGCGCCCUGCCUCGUCGCAUCGCCCAGUGCUGAGCGCCGCCCGCCCCGCGCCGCGCGCGCUCUCUCGCUCCCCGCCGAGCUCGACGUGUGCGCCGAACCGCGACGUCACGCUGCGCAUCGAGCGCGCUUCAGACAAACCUUUGAAGUAUCUGACAGUCUGACCGUCAGCGUGGCAGACCUCACCGCCCUCGACUACAGGGGCGGCCCCCGUCGCCCGCGACUGCCGCCCCCACCGCCACCUCCUCGGAUGAACCGAAAUGUACCACCUCAACCACCUCCAGUCGAAAAGGUUGUUCGACAACCUACCGAAUCCCCGGCGCGGGAACCCAGCGCCAGUAGUGAUUCUACCACCGAAUCAGAGCGAGCUUUCGCAAGAGAAAUGGAGGCGACCGCGCGCCGGCUGGACGAGACAGCGCGGCGAGCGCUCGCUGAAAGCGAAAACUACGACCGCGAGCUAUCAGUGAUGACAGCGAGACGACUACACGACUCGUGGGGCGCCUGGGAUGACGUGUUAGAUGAACUUCGGCGGCGCAUAGACGGGCCGUCACCCUCCCCCUCCCCACCACGAACGCCAUCCCCAGACCCUAUCAGAGAACCAGCGUUCACUUCAACGCCACUAAGAUCCUGUGAUGCUAGAGUAAGAUCAACCCCUGAGCUGCGCUCGCGAGCAACCCCACAACGAGAAACGCCAGAGGAACUUCGUGCGUCACUACAAUUAGUAGCGCCACCCCCUCCAGACGCAGCGCCGCCCGUGCGCUCUGUAUCUGCUGGAUCCAAAGGAGUGACGUUCUCGCCAGUAGUGGCAGAAGUAAGCUGGCGCGAAACAAGUACAAGCACCACUGAGAGCGAAACAACCGCGAGCGACGACGCGGACGACGCCGAGGUGGUAGUAGUGGAGGGGGAAGGCGAGGAGUCGCGCGCGCCGACCGCAGAGCGCGCUGCCGCCAUGACGGAAGCGGGCGCGCGCGCGCCGCGCAGCCGCAUCGCCGGCUUCCUUUCGCGAUUCGCGAACUUUAGAUUCUCGGGGCGCAAAGAGAAAAAGACACGGGGCGCAGGCGCGAAUAUACGACCCUCUACGAACGGUCCGGCAACAGCGGCAGAUGCGGGGCAGGGACCGCGCGGGCCGGCCGCCGGGCCGCAGUAUGUGCGUAUCCCGCUGAAGGAGGAGGGUGUGUCGCGGGCGGCGGCACCCCCGGUGGCGGGCGGCGUGGCGCACAAGCCACCACGGCCGCGCCCGCCGCCCGCGCCGCCGGCCGGCGUGCUGGAGACCGAUGUGGACACUCAGCGUACCGUGCUGCAUGCACGCUCGCUGCUCGCGCUCGCGCCUCCUGACCAGCGCACUCCUCGCCCUCACAAGUCCAUGGAGUUCCUGCUCGACAAGGACAACGUGCAAACUGUACAGCCUCCAGAGAACGAACUGCAGAAGAAUUCAGACCGCGUGCUUUCUGAGCACGAAUUGCGAGUCCAGAGAUCGUUGCAGAAGCUCAAUGUGCCGGAAUGGUACAAAAACGCACCAGCGCCCCGAGAGGGCUUCCUUCUCCGCAAACGCCUGUCUGACGCGUCCGCUUCGGCGGCGCGCUGGAGCGGACUCAACUCGAAGACUACAUCGCUGGGCAGCCUUGGAGGGAACCAGCAACCACCCCCACCCCAGCUGUCACCACACACCACCAGCUUCGGCCGAUGGUCUACUAGCCGGCUUAAUUCUAACCAAACAUCCCCGUGCUCGUCAACACGAAGCAGCAUUAGGGGCACAAGUCCUUUGUGCUCGCCCUCAGCGCGCUCUUCGUUCAGCGCUCGACAGCCCUACCUCGGCUGGAGAAGUCAGGAGCGGCUCAACAGCACACCGCGGACACCACAUGAGAGGCUAGCAUCUUCGUUACUUCAAUCAACACCUAAAUCAGAGGCAUCUGAAGCGUCGAAAGCAUCAGAAGAGAUCCAGACUUCAAUCAAAGAAGUGACGUCAGCGAUAGUACACUACGUGUCAGGAUUAGAACCAGCCAAUGGUGACAUCGACAGGCAGCCUUCACCGAGGUCCAGUCAGAAGUUAUAUUGGCUUGAGAGCUCCUUUGUUGGCACGAAACCGCUGGAAUCGCCGCAGACGCCGCUGGUGGUGUCGGAGACCGUGACGCAGCCGCGGCCGCCGUCAUCACUGCGCCUCGACUACCGUGCCGCGCCGGACUGGCAAGAUUCCCAACGUUCCCUGAACUUAGGUAUCACACGACCGUCUCCUGGCUCCACUACUCUUGAAGACGUGUUGGACUCACUCUUGGGGUUGCCGUCACAGCCAGCGAGGAUACCAACGCCUCAACCCAGCCCUAGGAAGGCUUCAAGUCCCUAUUAUUUAAUGGGUGGCAAGAGUCCUCGGUACGAACAACUGGCCAGUAGCGGGCAUAGCAGCGCCUCCCCCGCUUCGCGGUUCCUGGGCACACCCAGCGAAGGGCACAGCUCUAUCACGGACAGCCCCGAACACGACCGACCAGGCAAGGAUACAGUUGAUAAUCUUGGCGCCAUGCAAGAAACGAGAAGGCCGCGUUCGGUGCAAGGUGAGCACUCUCGACGGAGAAGUGAGCCCUUUGCCCAAACAAGUGUGUCUCUCGACCGGCGUACCAGCCUCGAUUCCGCAGCCUUACGAACUACCGAUGCUCACUUAACUCACCAUGAUUCCAGAGCUUCCCUGGUUUCUUUGCAGACUGAAAAUAGUACUGACGAAGCCUUCGUCAAGUGUAAAUAUCCAAAAUGUCCUUCUCGAGCCCCAUACCCCGACGCCAAACGACAUUACAAGACUUGUCAUAAUUGCACCACGAUGUAUUGCUCAAAGGAAUGCCGCAGGGCACAUUGGGAAAAACAUAGGAAAGUUUGUUUACACACUCGUGCAAGCACUCUAUGCAGACAAAUUAUAUCAGCGGCCAAAGAAGAUGCCGACGCUUUGCAUCAAAUUAGCACCAUAGCUCACAAAGGCUAUCUAGCACUAGGAAGAGGUGUUGUUAAAGUAUUCUUUACAAGUCCAGAAGCAGCGGAAAAGUUCACCACGCACGGCUUCCAGUAUUUAAGUGAACCGGAAUUUAUGAAAUGGACGUCUCUUCAGCCGAAUGAAAUGGGUGUAGAAUUGUACACUGAAGUAGUCAAACUUUGUAAAGCUUACAAUCCUGAGACGAGAGUAAUUUUAUAUGUGGCUGUGUGUAUUAUCAGUGAAGUGCCGACAAAAGGUGCUGUCAAAUGGGAAAGGCAGAUGGUGUCGAGAUGUGCCAAACUACGUCUCAGUAAAUCGGUUACCGCCGCUAUACAAGAACAGAAUAGAAGGCGACAUAGAAGAGACAGUAAGUCCACGCCAGAAGACAGAGAAACCCUAAUACUGACUUCUAAAUUAAGUAACGCGGGUGAGAAAAACGCUGCAACAGCGCACAAGUUUAGACAAAUAUGUUUCCAAAACAUAUCGAAAGAGCUCGAAAGUAGAGGAGUGAAUUUGAAAAAGCAUUUCCCCGAAGUCUACUCAAGAUUAGGAGCGUAUGUGGACGGUACGAGUGAUAGGUUUAUACCGAUGACCAUUUACCCGAAAGAUGUGACAAGUGGGAAGUCAUUCAUGUGUGUGAUCAUGCCGGAUAGUGAAGUAGAGAGCGUAACACCUGUAGAUGGUAAAGUAACAACAGUAGACGUAGGUGUAGACCGGUCACGACACCAGCUGUCUACUCCCAUGUGAGAGUGUUAUAUAAAACGUAGGUCGUUACAGUAUGCCGCUAUGAAAGGCAGGUAACCUAAUAUCUACGGAUAAUGGUAGCAAUGAAAAAGACAUUAUGGUUAUUGGUGAUGAUGUAUUCCCCAGUACCAGUUCUUCUAAAAUAUUAUUUAAAUUUUAAUCUCCGAAUAUGAAUCUCGUGUGUGAAAUGAAAGUAAUGUUAAUGUGCCCUUAAAAUUGUAUUAUGAUUAUUAUUUUAGAUAAAUCUAUGAUGCUACAUGCUAAUUAUAAAUAACGCGUUUUAAAACUGCGCAUGGAUUUUUCAAUAAGUAUAAAUGAAUAUCUAAUUAAUUGUGGCGAGAUGUUAAAUUCAAGUCAAAAGAAAAUAUAAUGGUAUUUAAGACGCGUGUAAAAUAAAGUUUCUUCUAACUUUGUACAAAAGGUUAAGAUUUAAAUGAGUAUGUAUUUGCUGGCUUUUAGAAAUGAUAUUGGAAAAUUUUGUAGGAAUAACGACGAACUUUUUGAACAAAGUUAGUUAAAACUAUAUUUAUAUGGCAUGUUCCGAGCAGUGCUUAUUCAUUAUACAUACUACAUAUUACCUUAUUCCAUAUUUACCUCUUGUUCCUUUCCCGUUACUAAAUGUGCACUUAUGUUAGAUAUAUAUUAAUUUAAGAAAAAUAUAAGACGUUGUGACGUGUGUUAUAAAAGUACAUUUUUAUUCUAAGGAUUUAGAGAUUGUUUCUACAAUUUUGACAAUAGUUUAAAGUAUAAAAUUAUAUUUAUUGCAAAAGCCUUUAUUGGCACAGAGGGGUGUAUUUAAGAUUUUUUUAAAAGAGACGGAGUAUGCUUUUUAUUAUUCAUUAUAAAGUGAGUUUUAUACAAAACGUAAGCUUAUAAUGCAUGCGAGCGACUAGUGAGAAUUAAUACAAAUAAAACAAUUUUAGUGUUUUGUCUUUAGAUAGAUGAUUCAAUAAAGAUUUUUUUAAUGAAAAAUUUACAAGUUUAGGUAUUUUUAGCAAAAUAUUUUUGUUGUGUACGAGUCUGAUUGUUUUAAAUAACAAAAUGGCUCUCACUUGUAUAGUGAUGUGGCGUAUUGGAAGAGAUUAUUGCAGAUUACACAAAACAUAUUCAAAUACGUUCAUUCAUUAAUCUCUACAAUGAUAUCUUCUAAGAAUAGAAGUAUCAAAGUCGUCACAUCACAAUUUAAAGUUUUAGGUACUCAUCGGCUGGAGCGAGAGCGGACAGUAAGGAUAUGCAAGUGUCAAAUAUUGCUAACCUUUUACAUUCCAUUUAACCAAUUAAAAAGGCACAAAAAUAUAAAUAAUAACGUAAUUUAAAAACAAAUAUGGUGCCAAUAUAAAACGAAAAAUCAUUCUUGAACAGUAAAAAUAUAACUUUUAAGUGUUACCUUUCAAUAUUCUUCCAAAAAUACGAUAUGAAACUGAAAGAAGUGAGUUUUUCUGACAAAGUAUGUAGGACCUGGGAGAAAUUCAGUUUAUUUUGAUAAAGGAAAAUACACCUAAUCACAUAACGCAAUACGU